Messenger RNA from Colletotrichum higginsianum IMI 349063, 1233 nucleotides. RefSeq names its product C6 zinc finger protein. Gene Ontology annotation, biological process: regulation of transcription by RNA polymerase II. Bases 1 to 1233 code for a protein of 410 amino acids. The transcript has 3 exons. NCBI's taxonomy places the organism in Eukaryota, Fungi, Ascomycota, Sordariomycetes, Glomerellales, Glomerellaceae. Gene Ontology annotation, molecular function: DNA-binding transcription factor activity, RNA polymerase II-specific; zinc ion binding. The record is from RefSeq and is a predicted model, not a curated record.
AUGACAUCCCGAGCAGGGGGGGUUCGAAGAGCAGCGAUGGAAAUCCUAUCGGAGCGCAGAGACGCGUCCCAACCCUCGAAGAAGCCGCAUCGAAAGUCCAAACUCGGAUGCCACACCUGCAAGAGGCGCAAAAUAAAGUGUGACGAGCUGAGGCCGGCAUGCCAAAAUUGCGUUCGGCACUUGGUCCACUGCGACUUUCUGCAGAGCAACCCAACACCAGUGCCCCUUCGCAGCAUGCACAUCACGUUGCAGAGCACUCCCAGCAUCGCGGAUGAGGCUGCGCGGCCGCUGCAAAAACCGCCGCCGGUUGACCAGGAGCUCAACUUUGUCGACCUGGAGCUCAUCCACAACUUCACCACAUCCGUGUACAUGACGUUGUCAACGGACUCUCUCGUCCGCCACAUGUGGAGGGUCUCAGUCGUGCGCAUGGCGCUGAAAUGCGAGUACGUGAUGCGCACGCUGCUAUCUAUCUCGGCGUUGCAUCUCGCGCAUCAACAGCCCGAACGCAAGGAAGGGCUGGUGGCCAAGGCUCUGCUGUAUCACCGGUCAGCCAGCAGGGAGGCCAUGGAGCUCAUGAGCGGCCUCGACGAGCGCAAUGCGGAGAACCUUUUUCUGUUCUCGCUCCUGACAAUCUUCUUCGCCCUUGCAUCCGGCCGCUAUCUCAAGGAGUCGGUUGUUGUUUGGGAAUCUGCGUUUCCAGACUGGACAUUUCUUCUCUCGGGGGCAGUUUCGCUCAUCAAGCUGCUGAAUUCAAGGAACUAUGAGGGACCACUCACUCCCCUCCUGACCUACGCCACGGAGCGCUUCUUCACCGCCCGGGACGACUCGCGCGCCCAACCAGGAGCACUCGAGGGUCUCCGGCAGCGCGUGAACGGCAGCGACACCGACAGAGACCUGCUCCGGAUCUACAACCUGGCCAUCGACGAGCUCCGGCACCCCAUGUCCCUCGCCAUGCACGAAGGGGGCCGCGACAUGGACAUCAUGGACAUCUUCAUUUGGAAGUACUUCGUCUCGGACGAGUUCCUGCCGCUACUCAAGACGCCGGGCGCGAACCAGGAGGCCAUCGUUAUCUACGCGCACUUCUGCAUCGUCCUAAAGAGACUGGAGAGCCAGUGGUGGCUGCAGGGCUGGGCGACGCACUUGAUAUCGCAGGCGUGGGAGCUGCUGGACGAGGGCCACAAGGCGUGGAUCCAGUGGCCGAUGGAGGAGCUGGGAUGGGUGCCGCCGAGCUGA